Molecule: messenger RNA, 840 nt
Organism: Peronospora farinosa
Lineage: Eukaryota; Oomycota; Peronosporomycetes; Peronosporales; Peronosporaceae
Source: the annotation of a GenBank genome assembly
AUGGGUGAUCGUCUGGAGAUCACACGAACUACUUGGAACAAGUUCGCGGUGCGAUUUACAGAGACGGCAAACAAGCGCAUGACGUUGCAGUGUGCUCAGCAUUUGCACUCGCACAUGCAACUGGAUUGCGCUCAGAACGUGCUCGAGGUCGCAGCUGGAGCUGGUUUGGGAUCGCUCGAUAUCGCUCAGUACCUGCUUGAGGACUGUUCCAAGCUGCCUCAAGAUUCCAAGCGGACGUUCACGGUCACGGACCUGUCGCCAGUGAUGAUUGACAUGGCUGAAAAGAACUUGAGCGGUGUUUGUUCGGAUAUCGUUGAGAUCACAUGCAGAGAAGCUAACGGUCAAGAUCUGUCGGAUAUCGCUACCGGUUCCAUUGACCGCUACGUUGCCAGUCUCUGUCUGCAGCUCACACCGGACCCUGAUGCGUUACUCCGUGAAGCUAGUCGAGUAUUGACCGCCGACGGGAUGGCGGGGUUCACCAUUUGGGGAUCCCCUGACCGGAGCGGCAACUUUGUCAUUAGCACAGCUGCAAACAAAGAGCUCGGUUUCGAUGAGAAUGUGACGGAGCAUCCGAAUUUUAUCAUGGGCAAGGACAUCCCAGCACUGCGCCAGCGUUUUCUUAAGGCUGGAUUCAAACGCAUUCAAUUGUGGCCGUUCCAGUGUGUGGUGGAGCUUUGGAGUGGCGAGGAGUUUGCGAAGUUCCAAGAGAGAAUGAUGUGCCUCGAGGACAAAGAGCUGCAGACCAAGCGCUUUGCAGUCAUCAAACGUAUGGCUGAUGAGUGGCUCGCCAAGGGCACUCCGAUCGGUUUGGAGACUUAUAUCAUUCUCGCCAGAAAAUAG